GGGAUCUUGCGAGGUCGGUGAAGCUUCGCUGAGCUCCUGCUCCGGAACAGGGACGCGGACGCUGACGCGCGCGGACUUUCUGCGGAGCGACCGAGCCCGCCUCUAUUGACAGCAUUUCAGAAGGCACCAGCUUUUCUCCUUGGACCCAUUCAUCAAAAGAAAUAUGCUUGUACUAUUUUUAAAAGCUUUUUACUUCAUCAGAGGGAAGUUCACUCCCCAAGAUGGAAAUGAAUACAUAUGAGAAGAUGAUGUAAGGUGUGACCAUUAGGUGUCCCAUUAGUCACUGAAGGAAUAGAUUAUCUGAAACACACCUUUCAGUCAGGAAUACAGCAACUGUAUUCAAUUCUUAUUUUCUGAAAUGAAAAGGAAGAGACAAGACCAGAUUUAAAAUAAGUGAAGAUGCUUUAUAUAUAAUCAGGAUCAGCUCUAUUCUUAUGAUGAUAACGGUGAUGUCAAGUGAGUUCCAGAUCUGGGUGUGGUUCUAAAGACAAAAUUCUUAAUGGGACUGAAGGUGAGAGCAAUAGGACCUUUUGUGCAUUCAACCCCCAGUGGCAAAAUUUGUCAUCAUUUGCAUGAGUGGCUCAGCCACGGAAAUACAGUAGCUUUCAUCUAAAUCAGAAAGAAGCACAGUCAGUUUUUUUACUACUAUUAUUUUGAAAACUUCUUCAAAACUGUCUAAAAAGCAUCGGCGACUAUUUUUAUAGAUUAAAGAAAGGCAGAUGUCUGCAAAUAAUUCUCCUCCAUCAGCCCAGAAGUCUGUGUUACCUGCAACUGUUUCUGCUGUGCUUCCAACUCCUUCUCCGUGUUCAAGCCCCAAGACAGGACUCUCAGCUCGGCUUUCUAAUGGCAGCUGCAGUGCCCCGUCACUCACAAACUCUAGAGGCUCAGUGCAUACUGUUUCAUUUCUACUUCAGAUUGGCCUCACACGAGAAAGCGUUACCAUCGAAGCCCAGGAACUGUCUCUGUCCGCCAUCAAAGACCUCGUGUGCUCCAUUGUUUAUCAGAAGUUUCCAGAAUGUGGAUUCUUUGGCAUGUAUGAUAAAAUUCUUCUCUUUCGCCACGACAUGAACUCAGAAAACAUUUUGCAGCUGAUCACCUCAGCAGAUGACAUACACGAAGGAGAUCUUGUAGAAGUUGUUCUGUCAGCCUUGGCCACAGUAGAAGACUUCCAGAUUCGCCCUCAUACUCUCUAUGUACAUUCUUAUAAAGCACCUACUUUUUGUGAUUAUUGUGGUGAAAUGCUCUGGGGAUUGGUACGUCAAGGAUUAAAAUGUGAAGGCUGUGGAUUAAAUUAUCAUAAACGAUGUGCCUUCAAGAUUCCAAAUAACUGUAGUGGAGUAAGAAAGAGACGUCUGUCAAAUGUAUCUCUGCCGGGACCUGGCCUCUCACUUCCAAGACCCCUGCAGUCUGAAUGUGUACCCCUUCUCAGUGAAGAGUCACAUGCUCACCAAGAACCAAGUAAGAGAAUUCCAUCCUGGAGUGGUCGUCCAAUCUGGAUGGAAAAGAUGGUGAUGUGCAGGGUCAAAGUUCCACACACUUUUGCUGUCCAUUCCUAUGGCCGUCCAACAAUAUGUCAGUACUGCAAACGGCUACUGAAAGGCCUCUUCCGCCAAGGCAUGCAGUGUAAAGAUUGCAAAUUCAACUGCCACAAACGCUGCGCUUCAAAAGUACCAAGAGACUGCCUUGGCGAGGUUACUUUCAAUGGAGAACCUUCCAGUCUGGGAACUGAUACAGAUAUACCCAUGGAUAUUGACAGUAAUGAUAUGAACAGUGACAGCAGUAGGGGCUUGGAUGACUCAGAGGAGCCAUCCCCACCAGAAGACAAAAUGUUUUUCCUGGACCCAACCGAUCUUGAUGUGGAGAGAGAUGAGGAAACUGUUAAAACAAUCAGUCCAUCCACAAGCAAUAAUAUCCCACUGAUGAGGGUUGUACAGUCCAUCAAGCACACAAAGAGGAGGAGCAGCACAAUGGUGAAGGAAGGGUGGAUGGUCCAUUAUACCAGCAGGGAUAACCUGAGAAAGAGGCAUUAUUGGAGGCUUGACAGCAAAUGUCUAACAUUGUUUCAAAAUGAAUCUGGAUCAAAAUAUUAUAAGGAAAUUCCACUUUCAGAAAUUCUCCGCGUAUCUUCACCACAAGAUUUCACCAGCAUUUCACAAGGCAGUAACCCACACUGUUUUGAAAUUAUCACUGAUACGGUGGUGUACUUUGUUGGGGAGAACAAUGGGAGCAGCUCUCAUAACCCUGUUCUUGCUGCCACUGGAGUUGGACUCGAUGUAGCACAGAACUGGGAAAAAGCAAUUCGCCAGGCCCUCAUGCCUGUAACUCCUCAAGCAAGUGUUUGUACUUCCCCAGGUCCAGGAAAAGACCACAAAGAUCUGGCUACCAGUAUCUCUGUGUCUAACUCUCAGGUCCAGGAGAAUGUGGACAUCAGCAGCGUUUACCAGAUCUUUGCAGAUGAGGUGCUUGGUUCUGGUCAGUUUGGCAUUGUUUAUGGAGGAAAACACAGAAAGACUGGAAGGGACGUGGCUAUUAAAGUAAUUGAUAAGAUGAGAUUCCCCACAAAGCAAGAGAGUCAACUCCGGAAUGAAGUGGCGAUUUUACAGAAUCUGCACCACCCAGGGAUUGUAAAUCUGGAGUGUAUGUUUGAAACCCCUGAACGAGUCUUUGUAGUGAUGGAAAAACUUCAUGGAGAUAUGUUGGAAAUGAUUCUGUCCAGUGAAAAAAGUCGACUCCCAGAACGAAUUACUAAAUUCAUGGUCACACAGAUACUUGUUGCCUUGAGGAAUCUACAUUUUAAGAACAUUGUGCACUGUGAUUUAAAACCUGAAAACGUGCUGCUUGCAUCUGCAGAGCCAUUUCCUCAGGUAAAGCUGUGUGACUUUGGGUUUGCACGCAUUAUUGGUGAGAAGUCAUUCCGGCGAUCAGUGGUGGGAACUCCAGCCUACUUAGCCCCCGAGGUUCUCAGGAGCAAAGGCUACAACCGUUCCCUAGACAUGUGGUCAGUAGGAGUUAUCGUCUAUGUGAGCCUCAGCGGCACAUUUCCCUUCAAUGAAGAUGAAGAUAUAAAUGACCAAAUCCAAAAUGCUGCAUUUAUGUACCCACCAAAUCCAUGGCGAGAAAUCUCCAGUGAAGCAAUUGAUUUGAUAAACAACUUGCUUCAAGUGAAGAUGAGAAAACGUUUCAGUGUUGACAAAUCUCUCAGUCACCCUUGGCUACAGGAUUAUCAGACUUGGCUUGACCUCAGAGAAUUUGAAACUCGCAUUGGAGAACGUUAUAUUACACAUGAAAGUGAUGACGCACGCUGGGAAAUACAUGCAUACACACACAACCUCGAAUACCCAAAGCAUUUCAUUAUGGCCCCCAACCCAGAUGAUAUGGAAGAGGAUCCUUGAUCACCAGUGAGGAAAGAUUCUCUGCUGCAUGAUUGUCACUCUCUGCAGGCUUGUCAUUGCAAGGAGGGAGAGUCAUGAGGACACAGAGCAACUGUGGCACCAAUACUAUAGUUCAUAACGAGUAGGUACAUGACAGGAAACUGAAUAAUAAAAUCAUGUAAUGAAAUCAGAACGGAACUUGUUAGAAAUGUUUAUAGAAGCAAUAACUGGUUCUGUAAUUGUCCUUACUCCAUCACAUUAGCACAAUGUGAAUUAGCACAUAAUUUAUCUCUCCUUUGCUGUUAUUACAUCAUUUUUUUUAAAAGCCUAUGACUGUCUAGAUAUUGCCCAUGAGGUUGGUUACUCAACAGGUUUGUAGUUAAGCAGUAACUCUGAGGCUAACAAUAUAUGGUUUGCUGUAAGGACUUUUAAUAUUUGUCUAUUGUUGGAGGAAGAUACUGAUUCUUUCUGGAUCCCUAUAAAUGCAACACUGUACUGCUAACCUUUUGGAGGCUAUGUCUUUAAAUAUGGUCUGUAUGACAAAAAUUAUCCCCUUUUCUCUGUUGCAGUAGCCACUAGGAUAAUUGGACAGUUGGGUGUUACAAAAUGAAUAGAUAUAGCUGGUCAUCACGGUGCAAGCUGUAUGCCAACAGCCAGUAGGCACAGCUCUACAUUCAACAAUGUAAUUAGUCCUCACAUGGGGUUGGAUAAUUUAUAGACAAAUACACACUAAAGGGAAAGCUAAUACAGUGUCAGUAAAUGCAACUCCACAGCAAGCAGUAUCUUCUCUUUUUCCCAUAGCCUUUGGAUGGGAUCUGUGAAUAUCUAGAAUUUUUUAAAUUAGCAUUUUAUUUUGAGCAGUUAGGGGGAGUUGGUUGAAGUCAAACAUGAAAGUUCAGUUUAUCAGGGUGGAACCAUGUUACCAGCACAGCAGAUGAAGAAAGAAUAAGAAUUUCUUACACUUCAGCUCUAGGAGUCAGCUGUUUUUGUAGUAGUUAAUAUGGUUCAGUAUCCCUAAUCUGAACAGUUGAACACCAGAAGGGUUUCAUCUUUCCAGAUCUGUGUACUCCACUGCCUGAGCAUCCCUAAUUUAUAAAUCUGAAAUCCUCUAAAAUCUAAAUUUGAGUUCUGAGGCACCUUCCGAGUUUCACAUUAGUGAUGUUCCAGUUUGUGCUUUAACCCAAAGAAAAGGAUCCUCUUGAAGGAAGUACAGUAGCUAUUCCUCACUAGUCACCAAGAAUAUGUUUUUAUUGUUGUUCCUUUUCUGUGCUAAGAGCUAAGACUUGGAGUCUGAGAACCUGGAUAUGAGUCUUAGCAUAUUUUUUUAAUCUGUUGGGUUGGGCAGGAGACAGUUUGUGUACGCAUUUAGCUUCUCAGUCUGUAGAAUGGAGAAUGUAUAAAUUGCUGCCUCUGCCUUCCUGGUUUGGCUGUGAAGAUGGGAAUGUCAGUGUUGAUAGUUACCACUGAGUCUGAGGUAGCAAAGGAGAAACGGUCUUGUGUGAGCAAACCAAGACUGAGAGUGCCUUCGCAGGUGACAAAGCAGCCAUGGAAUCUACCAAGAGUUAAAAACACCCUUGAAGAAACAUUAUAGGCUGCCCCUGUGUUGUAAGUUUUUAUGCUUUAAAUUAUUCUCACAAUUGCCACAUAACUACAAACAUUUAAAGAAGUUGAGGCACAAGGUUAGCUGCUAAAGUUCAUAGAAAUUGAAUAUGGAUUUGAACCCAGGCCUGUGUCCCAAGUCCCUUUUAACUAUCCCAGCCAUUGAUAAUAUACUGUAUAUCUGUAUCUCCAGGAGACUUUGCACAUCUCUCUGUAAUUGUUUUCAUACAGCAGUUGUGAAGAAUAAUUUUAAGAAACUUCUAUGAAUGGAUUUUCCCUAUGAUAGGUGAUGACUUCCCUCCAUUUUAUGAAAGGUCUGCUUGGCCAACAUGUACAAGAUGGAAUGAUUUCUCAUCACUCUGCAGUCCACUGUGGCUUUACUGUGUGAGGUGGAAACUCAGCGGAGUGACUGUUCAUUUGCUGUACUGCUAUACUCAGGCUUUACAAGCCAUGAAAUUAAUUGCACUCUGUUUUUGUUGAAGGCCUGUGCUGUCUAAAGAGAAAGAGACUGUCAAGGCACUGUCAGAUAGUCUGGCGUUAAGUAACUACUCCACUGUUUAAACUGCAUAACUUUUUGUCUUUGUCUUAAAGCCAAGUUGUGUUUGCAUAAAAUGUAAUUGUUUCCUAGAAACAUGUGAUAAUUUUCAAAGUAGUGUAUAAUGACACUGUUUCAUACAUUUUAUAUUUUUUGUUACAUCCCACUUUUUGUAAAUAUUCUCAAAACUUGAUAAUAAAAUGUAUUUCUAUAUCA
This is a messenger RNA of Phodopus roborovskii (desert hamster), 5721 nucleotides long. RefSeq names its product protein kinase D3 (gene Prkd3). The record is from RefSeq and is a predicted model, not a curated record. The coding region runs from base 720 to 3392 and encodes 890 amino acids. NCBI's taxonomy places the organism in Eukaryota, Metazoa, Chordata, Mammalia, Rodentia, Cricetidae. The transcript is spliced from 19 exons. Gene Ontology annotation, molecular function: protein serine/threonine kinase activity; ATP binding. Gene Ontology annotation, biological process: protein phosphorylation.